This is a messenger RNA of Pisolithus orientalis, 1745 nucleotides long. RefSeq lists its product as uncharacterized. NCBI's taxonomy places the organism in Eukaryota, Fungi, Basidiomycota, Agaricomycetes, Boletales, Pisolithaceae. Gene Ontology annotation, cellular component: Golgi apparatus. The coding region runs from base 152 to 1471 and encodes 439 amino acids. The transcript has 7 exons. The record is from RefSeq and is a predicted model, not a curated record.
GUACUGGCACCGCUGUGCAACGACUCUCUCGACGACCAGCAGAGCCUGACAGCCCUUCGCGCACUCCUUUGUCUUUCGAUACCACGCUCGCUCGCAGGACGAACACAUUCAUUUUCCAACUCCCUUCGUUGACGCUCUUCCAUCUCAAGCCAUGGCUCACCAAUAUACGAACCAUGGGGACCGCUCAACCGACUACCUCUCCACACUCCAUGCCAACCCGUCGAACCUAGACGAGUUCAAGUCAUCAUACGACGACCUCAUAGACCAGUACGCAGAACCUUACUCGAGAAUAUCAACCCACCAAACCUUCCGGGUUCAAACCGACCUCACCAGCGAUCUUGACUCACGAAGGCCGUCGUAUUCUUUGGACAAGAAAAAUCCAUACAACGUGGGCAAAGGGGAAGAAAUAGAGGACGACCCCGCUCACUCACUACCACAAGCUUACCCUCCUAGACAAAAGCAAGAAAAGAUCGUGGACAACCGGAGCUUUGUUUCAAGAGUUCUUCCGGACUCUUGGGCUUGCCGACUCUUCGUUAUCACUGUCGUCGUCGAAACGGCUAUAGACCUUGCCAUUGAGGGCGACUUACUCGUACGAUUACAAGACGGAGGCGAUGCCGAAAGUGAAAGUGCGAAGAAAAUGCCCGUAUACCUUAGCAUCUUUGCACUUGCGCACAUUUUUCAGCUUGUUCUUGCUGUGGAUGCAGUGUAUGCUCGAAAUACGCUGCAGUUUAUCUGUCUCAUAUUGUUCAACCUCCUCUUCCUGAUCUACGCCGUCAUCCAAAUAGGGGAAAUACAAGGCUCGACGACGACUUCCGAUGGGCCCAUUCACAUACCAGUGAACGUGCUUACGAACAUAAUCCCUGGCGUAAUAUCGGCUGCAGAACUAGCGUACAUCGCCCUCGGCUGGAAAAUUUACAAAGAAUUCGGCUGGAAGGUAUACAAGUUUCUUGGUGCCGACCGACGCAUCAAGAAGAUGUAUGCCAGUUAUCAGAUCUUCCAAUGUCUCGUCAAAUUUGAUCUCUUCUUCUGGAUCGGAUUCACCGUUCAGUUUCUCUGGCUAGUCCUUGAAAAGAGUGACUGGGAAUACUACGUCACCCUGGCCGCUUUGCCACUAUCCAUCAUUCUUCUCAUUGAGGGUCACCUCGCAGCACGCUACGAGAACAAGUGGAUGAUGGCAACUUUCAUGUCAGGAUGUAUUGGGGCUUUAGUGUACUUCAUUUACAAGCUUUACAAACUCUUGAAAUAUCGCAAUACGGACUACGCUGACGUAUGGCACUCGCUAACCACCUUCUCUGCCAUUGCCAUCUUUUUACUUUUGAUAACGAUUGCUUUCACCAUCAUCGUGAUGCGAAACUUUGGCAGAGGCUUGAAGAACUCAAUUGCGAGAAGCACAAAUCACGCGCGUACAGGUUCUCAGCCCUUCCACCGCGGACCGAUGAGCAUGAAUCCCAACCGGAUGAGCAUUGACUGAAGGCAUAAUUUUGUUUGCCCAUUAAAUGGACCUUGUGUACUUUAUAGGCGUUAUCGCCAUCUUGUUGACUCAUUAUGGCGCUCCUCUUCCCUCUCCCUUGACCAGCAUCCAUAAGUACUCCCCCUUUUUCGGCGUCCUUUGCGCAUAUUUCUCCAUGAUACAUAUAUACCGUCUCACCCUUGCCUCCUUUGAUUCUUGAUUUAUAGGUAUUAGUAUGAUAUAUCCUCACGCUUGAUGCGUUUUUUGUUAUCAUAUUUGUGAAGUUCAUGCCAGA